Messenger RNA from Panicum virgatum (switchgrass), 990 nucleotides. RefSeq names its product disease resistance protein RGA2-like. The transcript has 2 exons. The record is from RefSeq and is a predicted model, not a curated record. The coding region runs from base 16 to 771 and encodes 251 amino acids. NCBI's taxonomy places the organism in Eukaryota, Viridiplantae, Streptophyta, Magnoliopsida, Poales, Poaceae.
CUGCAUAUCGAGCAAAUGGACAGCAUUACCAAGAUUGAUGGGGAAUUGUACGGCUGCAGGGGAGCUUUUCCCAAACUGACAACCUUUCGUUUACUAAGAAUGGAAAAUCUGGAAGAGUGGAACACAGAACACCCCUGUGGUGAGGAUGGUUCACAUGUGCUCGUGUUCCCUAUAUUAACCCUUUUGGCAAUAAGUGGCUGCCCCAAGCUGAGGAUUAAACCGUGCCUGCCUAGAGGUGAGUACUUCUUGGACAUAAGGAGUUGUGAUGACCUGCUAUCACCAUUGGAAGAGAGAUACCAGGUACCUGAAUCCUCCUACCCUGCUCCGAAAGGCCUUUUUGUGCAUUACUGCGAGCAGCCUCUGCAUGAGUGGAGGUUGCUCCACCAACUCCCUGGGAUCAGUUACUUGAGCAUCGAGCAUUGCAGUGACCUCACAUGCAGCUCAACAGAGAUCAUUCGAUGUCUCUCCUCCCUCGAGACUUUAUCUGUGACAGAUUGCGAAAGCAUUACAGUGCUGCCAGACUGGUUGGGAGACCUAACCAGUCUCAUGAGACUUGAGAUAAUCAAUUGCACUGGCAUCCAAACAUUGCCAGAGAGCAUAGAGCGACUCACCAACCUCCAAGAGCUAAAAGUUUCAGGCUGCCCUGACCUAGUGCAGUGGUGUGAAUCAGAGAAAUCUAUGACGACCCUAGCUCACAUCAAGACUAAGGAAACUAGAAAACGCAAGCUUACCUACAGUUUAGAAUCCUAUGGAAAGGCCAAGGAGCAGUAGGGAAAAGUGUUCCUCUACCGAUUUUGAGGGAGUACUUUUGAUGGAAAAGGAAAAUGUGCCGUACUGCUGCCUUGGGAAACCGUAGGGGACGAAUCUUUCCCUAGAAUUUAAAUUUGUAGGCGAAGUUACUGGCAUGGCAAACUGACCUCCCUUGUAACAAACAUUUAAUUACGGAAUUAUAUUUGAAUUCAGAUACGAAAUACAUUUGACUUCAAAUAA